This is a messenger RNA of Oreochromis niloticus (Nile tilapia), 2482 nucleotides long. RefSeq names its product Fc receptor-like protein 5. Gene Ontology annotation, biological process: negative regulation of B cell receptor signaling pathway; regulation of B cell proliferation; B cell activation. The record is from RefSeq and is a predicted model, not a curated record. The transcript has 11 exons. NCBI's taxonomy places the organism in Eukaryota, Metazoa, Chordata, Actinopteri, Cichliformes, Cichlidae. Bases 626 to 2278 code for a protein of 550 amino acids. Gene Ontology annotation, molecular function: protein phosphatase binding; sialic acid binding; CD4 receptor binding. Gene Ontology annotation, cellular component: external side of plasma membrane; extracellular exosome; early endosome.
GGGGAAAACACAUUUUUCUCUAGUAAUGGUUAUAUCACAUCCAGUAUGGUGGAAAACACCUGAGCAAUGUGUGCAUGAUGUCACAGGAGAAACCUCAAUAUCUGUGUACUGUCCUUUGUCCGGAGCACUUUUCUGAAAUCUGGCCUGUUUGCAUCUUUUUUGCUGAUGUCCCUUAAUGUGCACUGUCCCUCUUAAAUAAACAAAAAAAUAUAGAUACCAAAAGCUAAAUAAAUAAACUUAUUCCCAUGGAAGACGAGUGAAAAACUUAUAUCAGAACCUUUUACCACUUUAACUGUAUUUAAUGUUUUUGACAUGUUAAUCAAAAGCAUUUAAACUAUUCAUCAAAAGGAAGCAGUCUCAUUCGUUUAUUUCUCCUAACAUCUUGGGUAUAGUGUGGAUUUAUGCAGGUUAUGGAUACAAUUUGUUGUAUAUAAGGAAUGUAUGCACAUACACUUGUACAGUAAACAAAAUAUGUUGAAAGUAUGGCGAUCACAGUCACUCAAAGACUUUAACUGUGACCUCACUGUGUCCUUUAAUAUUGUCUGUGUAUGUUUUUCUCCAAUUUGAUCAAAAUCUUCGUGCACAUUUUAGUUAUAUUUGCACUGACAUCACAGAGAUCCUUAAAAUGAAGUUAACAGCCCAGUAUGUUAUCUGCUUGCAACACAUGUGUAACACCCUUGCAAGCCUUGGCAAGCUGAAGAAACCAUGCCCAAAGGUACAUGAGAGGGUUAUGGAGAAACGUCAGGCUCUUCAUUUUUUGCCAGUUUUGGCUGUGGCAAGUUUCCUCAUCAAGAUAAGUGGAUCAAGCUCUCUUCGCCCGGUGCUGACUGGUCCUGACCUGGCCUUCAGUGGCCCAAGGGUGGUUUUCCGUUGUGUUGCAUCUAACGUCUCCCCACCAGUCAUCUAUGAGCUGAUAAAGGAUGGACGUGUGCGAAUUGGCCGCAAUAGAGAUUUUCAAGGUGGCCAAGUUGCAUUAUUCCCUAUCAAAGUAACUGCAGCGUCAGAAGGGUCAUACCACUGCAGGGCCACAGCUGGAGGAACCAGAGAAAUCAGCAACGGCAUUAAGCUGAGAGUAGUCACUCCACCAUCAUAUACCAGAGUGACCUCUGAACCCUUCCCCCCAGUUGCAUAUGAGGGGUCACGCAUGGCCCUGAGCUGUGAUGUUGAAAUGGGGUCCCACCUUUCCUACAGCUGGUUUUUUAACAGGAAGGAAAUAACAUCUUCCACUUCUCUCCCCUUCCACUUUGUGGGAAACAAGCUGUUGGUUGAGAGGGUAACUCCUGAGUAUGCUGGAAAUUAUUCUUGUAAUGCUUGGACCAGCGUGAAUGAGAUCAAGAGGAUUUCCAGCAGCACAGAGGUCCAGGUGACAAUCAAAGUCUAUGUUUCAAAGCCAGAGAUCUCCUUCUCCGUUCAUAAAGAGGGAACCGGUUACCAUGGCAAUGUGACGUGCUGGUCAACAAGAGGGAGCCCUCCGGUGAACUUUUAUCUUUUACUAGAUGGUAAAGAAGUGGACUCUGCCACAGCAGCUCAGACCCUCGCUGCCUGGUUCCUUGUAGUCGUAGUACCCGAGCUGGACAUGGGAGAGGCACGAUGCCGGGUGAAAACCGAGAAUCAGGACCUCACGAGUGAGCCCGUGAACCUGGAAGUAGUCCCAGUUGGAGGAAAUGUGAAAGUGGAGGUGGAAUAUCUGUACACAGCUGAUUCCAAACUGACUACAGCAAGGCUGAGCUGUCACGUCAGCAGAGGAACUUUUCCUUACAUCUCGUGGCUCUUCAAUGACUCUGUCCUUCCCUCUGAGUCUCAUCCGGAUUCCCACAUUCAGCCCAUCCUGCCUCACAUUGCCUUCGCUGACCGAAGACGAUCCCUCGUCCUCACUAAGCUCAGCCCAGAGGAAUCUGGGUAUUACCGCUGCAGGGCCAGGGACAAUUACGAUGACGCUGGGCCCUGGGUGGAGAGUGCAGCUGAGCUGGUCCAAGUCACAGUCAACUCCAUGUCUCAAGCAGAGUCCUCAACCGAAACGCCACCAAGUGAAAGUUUUUGCAUGAACAUCACAGAAGCUGUCACCAUCACAUUCUGCUGCUUCGUUCUCCUCAUUCUAGUAGUGGGUUCAGCCUGCGUGUACAAGAUGUUUGAAAACAAGCAAGCUCAUACCAACAGUGUUCCAGCAAACUCUGAUGCACUUCAGUCUGAACUGACACACCAGUCAGGGGGAAAUACGGCUGAUACUACCGCUACAGAUUGCGAUGUUCAAAAUCAGAUCACUGAGGUCACAGUAUGAUGCACAAGAGUCCUUCACCUCCUAAUACAAUAUUUAAUUUUAAAUGUUUAUAUUAUGUUAAUAUUUAAUAUUUAAUGUUCUUGGGUUACUGAACUGUCUACAUGGCACUGUUGAAACAUUCAGUUAUAGACAAGUGCGAAAUUGCAUUGCCUACCUACUGUAUACUGUUAUUUUGAUGGAAAUAAAUUUUUAAUUAUUAGAUUA